Dendronephthya gigantea is the source of this 2074-nucleotide messenger RNA. RefSeq names its product delta-like protein A. Lineage: Eukaryota; Metazoa; Cnidaria; Anthozoa; Malacalcyonacea; Nephtheidae. The record is from RefSeq and is a predicted model, not a curated record. Bases 68 to 1792 code for a protein of 574 amino acids. The transcript is spliced from 11 exons. Gene Ontology annotation, molecular function: calcium ion binding.
AUUUAAUAACACUGAUUUAAAUUGAGUAGGCCGAUCUUUCGCUUCUCGAUACUCCCGAUAGACUCCUAUGAAACGAUUUAGAAAAGAAGUAAGAGCGAUGAUUCUCAAGGCAAAUAAGUUGUUUCUAUGCUGUUUAAUAACAUUGACUGUAGGAGAUGUAUUUUACCAAACCACUGCAAUGGAUUCGGAUGAAAACGUCGAGAUGGAACAAACAUGGGAGCAACAGAAAAUCAUAAAUCUGAAAAGGUUUCUUGAACAAGAAGACAAAUCAAGCGACAAGUUAGUCGCACUUCUUGAACAACCAGUAAAGCAAAUUCGGGUGAAAAGGAAAGAUCCGGAAAACUCAGGAAGUGGAUGUGGAUACAUUCCUUCAGAUAACUGCGCAAGCUCCCCAUGUAGCGCUAAUGCAAACUGUACAAACACCGAUGAUUCAUAUCUUUGCAAAUGUCAAACUGGUUAUGAAGGAAAUGGGAGACACUGCACAGAUGUCAAUGAAUGUAAAAGCUUCCCAUGUGGUUUUAACGCAAACUGUGCAAACACUAAUGGUUCAUAUCUUUGCCAAUGUAAACCUGGAUAUGAAGGAAAUGGAACCAACUGCACAGACGUGAAUGAAUGUAAAAGCUUUCCAUGUGGUUCUAAUGCAAACUGUACAAACACUAAUGGUUCAUAUCUUUGCAAAUGUCAACCUGGAUAUGAAGGAAGUGGAAUCAACUGCACAGCUGUCAAUUACUGCGAAAACGCCACAUGUGAUUCUAAUGCAAACUGUACAAACACUAAUGGUUCAUAUCUUUGUGAAUGUCAACCUGGAUAUAAAGGAAAUGGGAUAAUAUGCACAGAAGUCAUUAAUUGUACGAAUUCCCCAUGUGGUGCAAAAGAAACAUGUGUAAGAAUCAAUGAUUCAUACGUUUGUCGUUGUAAAACUGGUUAUUGGAGAGAGAGAACAAAUUGCAGAGAUAUCAACGAAUGUGGCGCAAAAAAUCUAUGCGACUCUAAUGCGAUUUGUAAUAACACCGAUGGUUCAUAUCUUUGUAAAUGUCAACCUGGAUAUGAGGGAAACGGAACUAACUGUAAAGAAUCAUCCAAACAAGGAUCAUCAACUGCCGAGAGUAGUGACAAUACCGGCGUCAUUGUUGGCGUUAUUGUUGGCGUGGUUGUCUUGCUUGUCGUGUUCGUUGUUGUUUACUACCUUUAUCGAAGAAAACAAAAGGUGAAAGACACGGAGGACACACGUACCAUAAAAAAUCGUGCUUAUGAGCCACACUUGAAAGAUGUAACGGAACCAGAUGCAGAGUCCCCACGUAUUCCUGAAUCCGCGAAUCGCUACGAAAUAUCCAAAGAACCAACAUACGCAUCACUAGACAAUUCUAAACGAGAUGAUGAAAAUCUGUAUCAAAGUUUGACUAAUGAAACUCGCGACGCUCCCGGCAAAGAAUCAGAAUAUGCUUCGCUGAAGAGUACAGAAAGAGAUCCCGAUGAUGACAAGCAGUAUCAGAGCUUGGUUAAUGUUGGUUAUCAAAAACAGUCAGAGGAGGACGAAGAUAAGGACGACUAUGAAGAGGUCGGGGGACAGAAGUCGGGGGAAGCUAUCACCAAACCCGACACUCGCCUUGAAAAACCCGACUAUGCCGAGCUGGAUAUUUCCAAGCGAGAUCCCAACGAUGAAAACCAGUAUCAAAGUUUAACACCAGGAGAUUAUGAACAGCCCCAGGAUUGUCGUUUUGGUAACCUCAAUGCAAAUGCUUCAUCGAACAAAGAUGGUAAUCCUGAAAAUGCAUACGAAGAUUUACCCUGACAUAUGAUCGCAAAAACCAUGCAUCUAUAUUAUGAUCGUGAACCAUGUCAUUUAGAAAAAAGAUCCCAAAUUUCUAUAUCUAAUGGUCGAAAUUGGGCUGUGAAACAGCUUUUGCAUGAACAAAAUUAGAUUCACAAUUCUAGAUGGUUAGAGCUAGAACAAUACUUUACUGUCACGAAUUGGCGUCAAUCGAGCGUUAAUUAAGAGGGACCAUAUUCAUAUAUUUUGCGAUGCCUGCAUUGCUAAUUUCUUUUCACUUUCAAUAGAAAUCAGCUUGACAUA